CGGCUUAUUUCGUUACCCAAUACUCCUUUGGUUACUCAACGCUUAAAUCAUUCACAAUCUGCGCUUUGUUUACGAACACAAAAAUGGCCGUUCUCAGGAGUUGCGCCGUAUUUUUGGCUUUUUUGUUCAUCACUGACGCUCGUGGCGAUGCCUAUACAUCGGGAUUGUCGAAUCGGAUAGUCGUUACAAGUCGUGUGGGAUGUGAGAUAGUUACAAGUCGACCGCCUUGUCCUGCGACAUUAUUGAACUCAGAUUUGGCUGUGGAAUAUGAAACGGAUGCAGAGAUGGUGAACAUAACGAUAGAUGAUUUGAGAGCCGAGUACAGUCUAGGCGACGAUUGCGCGCAAACGUUGACGAAAAUUUACUGUUCGAAGAUAACACCGCGUUGCUACGAAAACGGAACGAAAUACUUUGAGAACGUCACCGAAAGUUGUUCGAAGGUAGACAGGAUUUGCCCGAAAGAUAGCGUCGAAGAAGGACUUUGCAAAGAUCUCAAGAUCGGCUGGCAACCACUCGACGCAUGUGUGAUGCCAACAGCAAGGAUCAAUGGAAGUUGCCCGCAGCCUAAAUCAAAGAUGCCACAAAACCUACUGAAUGUCUACGCCAGAUCGUCCGUUGAGUACGAAAACAUUGAAUUUUUUCACGAUCUCGUUAAAGCUCGUCUUGACAACGGUAGCAAAAUGUUCACAGCAAAAUGCAUCGCGAAAAUCCAGGAAUUAUACUGUAUGCCGUUCUACUGUUCCGCGGACGAAACGGAGUUGGUUGCUGAGUACAGUGUUGACGAUUGCUUUGAUAUCAUUGACGACUGUUUUCCAGUAAUUGACGACAUUCGCAAUAAAACACUGAAAGAAAUCGUGUCGAACCUUCAUGAGAAAUACAGUGGAAAUUGUGUUCUGUAUCCUGACGACCCAGACAGCGUGGACGGAUCGGGCACUACAAGCACUUCGAGCACACCGAAAGUAGAUGUGAUCACGUCCCUCGACAAAUUGAAUACUACCUCGACUCCCAACGGCACAAGUGACUCCACCUUAUCACCUCACGUGGAAAGCUCAACUCGAUUGGUCAAAACAGCACAUUCGGAUACAGACAGCGACAGUUCACCAAGCGACGAACCAGAAAUAUCUUCGGAGAAGCCGACGUCGCCUUUCGACGGGACAGUGGAAGUCAUUAUGACGUCGACGACCACAGCUGGUAGUGGAAACUUGGAAACUCGCUCGAUCCUCUUGGCUUUGGUGGUUUUUCUCGUCACGUUACAUUUCUUAUUCCAUUGAAGACUUUGUCCAUAGUUAAGGUGUCGACGCGACCUUAAAUCAAACGCGCACCUGAUUGGUCAGUUCUCAUUUUCUCCCGUCUUACACCUGGUUACGGGCGAAGGAAUAAAUAAACGCGCCAAUCAAAGCUCUUCUCAAAAAUGAUUACGAAAGAACUGACCAAUCAAGUGGCGUUUUGAUUUAAGGCCGCGAGUAAAUUGAUGUCGAAUAAUUCUUAAAGAAUCACAAAAGAAAACGCGAUAAGCGCUCGAGCUGUCUGCAUGCCUGAAGUGCCAGCAAAAUUUGACGAACCAAAUCCGUAGUUAAAAAUCUUUUCAGUUCAAGCGUCGGUUCGACAAACAAAUAACCAAUGUGGUUAAUACAUUGGCAAACAUUCCACAAAGGAUUAGAGUUAUCGUUCAAAUCAACUAAUUAAUUAAAGCUAUAAACAUUGCA
Xenia sp. Carnegie-2017 is the source of this 1706-nucleotide messenger RNA. RefSeq lists its product as uncharacterized. Lineage: Eukaryota; Metazoa; Cnidaria; Anthozoa; Malacalcyonacea; Xeniidae. The record is from RefSeq and is a predicted model, not a curated record. The coding region runs from base 84 to 1271 and encodes 395 amino acids. The transcript has 3 exons.